Messenger RNA from Orcinus orca (killer whale), 1366 nucleotides. RefSeq names its product all trans-polyprenyl-diphosphate synthase PDSS1-like. Gene Ontology annotation, biological process: ubiquinone biosynthetic process; isoprenoid biosynthetic process. The record is from RefSeq and is a predicted model, not a curated record. Bases 18 to 1172 code for a protein of 384 amino acids. NCBI's taxonomy places the organism in Eukaryota, Metazoa, Chordata, Mammalia, Artiodactyla, Delphinidae. The transcript is spliced from 2 exons. Gene Ontology annotation, cellular component: mitochondrion; transferase complex. Gene Ontology annotation, molecular function: prenyltransferase activity.
ACUUUCAGACGCGGACCAUGGCCUCGUGCUGGUGGCGGUGGCGGCGCGGCUUCUCCUGGAGGCCGGCGGCGCGGAGUCCCGGGCCCGGCUCCCUCGGCCGCGCGGGACUGUCCGGGCUGCGCGCCGCCGCCGCCGCCGCUGCAUCCCGCGCGCAGAUGUCCUAUUUUAAUCUUGUGAAGAGUUUAACAUCUGCCUUUCCAAAUAUGUAUAGUAUAUCACGGUUCCAUCACGUGACGCCAGCAGUGUGCUGCUGUAGUAGAACACGGAGCGGUGAAAAAUACACUGAUCCUUUUAACCUUGGCUGGAGAGACUUGAAAGGUCUGUACGAGGACAUCAGGAAGGAACUAUUCAUAUCUACAACAGAACUUAAGGAUAUGUGUGAAUACUACUUUGAUGGAAAAGGAAAAGCCUUUCGACCAAUCAUUGUGGUGCUAAUGGCCCGAGCCUGUAAUAUUCAUCAUAAUAACUCCCGAAAUGUGCAAGCAAGCCAGCGUGCCAUAGCCUUAAUUGCAGAAAUGAUCCACACUGCCAGCCUGGUCCAUGAUGAUGUCAUUGAUGAUGCAAGUUCCCGAAGAGGAAAACACACAGUUAAUAAGAUCUGGGGUGAAAAGAAGGCUGUCCUUGCUGGCGAUUUAAUUCUUUCUGCAGCAUCGAUAGCUCUGGCACGAAUUGGAAAUACAACUGUUGUAUCUAUUUUAACCCAAGUGAUUGAAGAUUUGGUGCGUGGUGAAUUUCUUCAGCUCGGGUCAAAAGAAAAUGAAAAUGAAAGAUUUGCACACUACCUUGAAAAGACGUUCAAGAAGACUGCAAGUCUGAUAGCCAACAGUUGUAAAGCACUAAUAGAUGACGUCCUGGACUUCACCUCGUGUUCUGACCGGAUGGGCAAGCCGACCUCAGCCGACCUGAAGCUCGGGUUAGCCACCGGUCCCGUCUUAUUUGCUUGUCAGCAGUUCCCAGAAAUGAAUGCUAUGAUAAUGAGACGGUUCAGUUCACCAGGAGAUGUGGACAGAGCGAGACAAUACGUAUUACAGAGCGAUGGUGUGCAGCAGACAACCUACCUCGCCCAGCGGUACUGCCGUGAAGCAGUGAGAGAGAUCAGUAAACUUCGACCAUCCCCAGAAAGAGACGCCCUCAUACAACUUUCGGAAAUCGUGCUCACAAGAGAUAAAUGACAGCUCGUUCUGUUAUUUCUGGCAGCUAUUUUACCAGACUGUGCCUAAAGAAUUCUGUGGAGUAUACUUUGCUUCAUGUGCAGGUAACCAAAAAAUCAUUUUAAAAAAUCAUUUCCACCUUAUUAAUGGGACUUUUUUUAUUGGCAAAGUUUUUCAGAAAACUUUUUAAAUGUCAUUAAACCAUCUGAAUCUGU